UUUAUUUCUCUAUUUUCAGGAAUAUAAUGGCUGAUUUAAAAGAGUAAUAUUAACUAUCAGUUAAAUUUUCAUGAUGCGAGGCCGAAAGAAAAAGAUUCCUGGUGCUGUGGAGCAGACUAAACCUGAAACUGUCGGGAAAAAAACUAAACCUGAACCUGUCGGGAAAAAACUUAAACCUAAACCUGUGAUAUCAGUUGAACCUCAAGAUGAAUUUGUGAACAGCCCAACUCCAAGUAUAGCUGGGAACACGGUUUCAGAUCCAGGAUCCUUAAAGUUCAAUUCAGCUCCGUCCAACGGUUCAGCUCCAUCCAACGGUCCUGCUCAAUCUAGCGGUUUAGCUCAAUCCAACGGUUUAGCUCAGCGUUUUCCUAAGAAAGAAAACCUUGCUGAAAUCCUGAUCAGAUUUGAAACUGCUCAAACACAGAUAGCCGAGCUGAGAUUCAAAAACCGGAAGUUGGAAGAGAUUAUUUCUGGUUCCGGUUCCCAAGUUAAGGAACUGGAGGAAAGUUUGAAGCAGUAUAAGACAAUGAAGAGUUAUAAUGAGAUCAUUGCAGAAGAGGAAUUUCAGUCUAAGCUGCUUGAAGCUGAAACGGAAAAAGAAACGGCGAUCAAAUCUCUAAAUCUUGAAGUUGAUCAGCUGACGAGGGAAAACGAAAUUCUGAAAACAGAUUUAUUAAAUUCUGCGUCAGAGAAAGAAUUUGAAUCCGUGCAGUCAAAAGGAGGAAAGGGGAGAAAGAACUCAAUUGAUAAUCUGAAAUCGAACAAGAUACUGAUCAAACUGAACAGCGAGAACUACACAAUGAAGAGGAACCUGGAGGAGAUGAAGGAGGAUCUUAAGAGGGAGAAGAAGGAGAAGGAGGAACUAAAUAUCCAAAUAUCUGCUCUUCAGUCCAAACUAAACACAGAGAGGAAUCUGUGUAUCCAGCUGAAAACUGCCCAGAGUGUUGCCGAGAACAAUGAGAAGGUUCAAGUUCAAGAUUUAAAACAAACCAUUCAAGUUCUGGAAGAGUCGAGACGGGCUGAAACGGAAAAACUCCGACAACAGAUGAAGAAGGAAAAGGAGAAGUUUACAAAGGAGAAGGAUAAACUAGAAACUGAACAACGUCAGCAGAUUGAACUCUAUAAGAAUCUUGAGAAACAAUUAAACUUAUCAACAGAAGCGAAGCAAGAGGCUGAAUCUUCCCUGAGGAUUCAGCUAGAAUCCAACAAGAAGAUGGCUCUGAUCAACCAGAUGGGCCGGGAGAAGACGGAGAAGUUCACAAACCUCGAGAAGGAGUUGAGGUUGUCCAGGGAGGAGAACAAGGUGAUGGAACUGCUGAGAAAGAAGGCUGAGGAGAGGCUGCAGAGGAUGGAACAUGACCUCAGUAAAGCAGGGGAGGUUAAGACGAGGCUGGAAAAGGAACUGGUGGUGGUGCGUAGAGAGAAUUUUCACCGAAAUACAUUGUUGCAAGAAGUUCGGGUACAAAUGUCAAAGUUUGAAUCAAAUCUCACGAAGUCAGAAGAAAAGAACUCCGAGCUCCAGGAUAACCUGGAGAUAGUUAACCAGGAGAACCUGAACCUGCAUCAGAAACUGGAAACCAGUCUCAAGGAAACCUUGGCUUUGGUUGAGGAAAAAGCAGCUUUGCUAACGGAAGUAAGAACAAUGUCUGAACUGCAGAAGAAGUAUUCAAGGUUGAAAGAUACACUGGCAAGGUAUGUUGAGAAGCAUAAAGCAUGUAGAGAAAAGCAUGGUCCGAUCAUUACAAAAGCUCCAACUAGUGUUCAGAGCAAAGAUCUAAAUGAUCUCUUGGAGAAAGUUAGACCUGUUGUUCAAGCUCUCCAACAAGGUCCGAACCCAGAGAAGCAGAUGUCAACAACCCAAACCCAUAUCUCCAUGGAGACAACUAAUGCCACCAGGGAUCCAAGAAAGGUGGCUCGCACAAGAAGCGCUGAAAUAGCUAAUAGCUCCAAUCUAGUCGACUCCUCCAGUACUAUCUACCACCCUGAGUCAAGUAGGUCCAACUCCCCCUACGAUCCUGCCGAAGGUAUUGAUGAGAACCUAACUGGUUCUGAACCUAUUAGAAUUAAACCUCUGCCUGCGUAUCGCCUGUAUCCUGAGGUUCAAGAUGAACCUCCUCCUCCUCCCGCCAUAUUUAUGAAUACAAACAUUUACAAUCAGGGAACAGGAUACAGAGAUACAAACACACAGGAAGUACGAAGAGUACCCGUUCCAGCUACCGGUCAUAUUCUGCCAGUAGGAAAUGCGCCAAUCUCAAUCCCUGGCCCAGCCGGAUCAAGUUAUGCCGCUGCCGCAGCGGCCGCCAGCGCUAGCUUUGCCGCUGAAACCAAUUAUCCCCUAGUUCCUGUAGUGGAUACGAACUACCCGACGGAGCAGGAGAUUCUCGGGGCAAGGUUCAGGGAGGCAGACGGUAUGUUACAGGCCUGGAUUCAGAGGAUGGCAACAGGGUCCAGUGGACCUCCAAGCCGACCUCCCAGCGUUGAGAUAUGCCUGGAUGGACCUGACGGAAGGAAUGAAGAAGACGCCAUUAUUGUUCUCUCCGACAACGAGGGAUCCAGGAGAAGAAAAUCGAGAAAAUCCGCGGAAACCCAUAGAAGCAAGAGGAAGAAGAGAACUAGGUUUGAAGAUAAAAAGAAAUAUUAG
Messenger RNA from Eurytemora carolleeae, 2641 nucleotides. Its product is annotated as restin homolog. The transcript is spliced from 10 exons. Lineage: Eukaryota; Metazoa; Arthropoda; Copepoda; Calanoida; Temoridae. Bases 71 to 2641 code for a protein of 856 amino acids. The record is from RefSeq and is a predicted model, not a curated record.